CUAGCGCCGUGACAUUCGUGAUAACGAACACAGAACACCCACGGAGAGAUCUUCGAUCCCAAGUUCUCUAUUAAUGGCAGACAUCUGAUCGAAACAUGACUGCAGAGACAUUCAGAGCUGUCCGGCUGUGUCGGCAUCAUCUGUCUCUGUUGGAACGAUACCAUGCUUCGCCUCAUGUACUGCUACGUCGAUCUCUCCGCACACACAGAGUCGAGAAGAGCCGGGGAGUGGUGACGAAGAUGCUGCUGGGGGUCGCCGUGGGAACACCGGUGGUGGUGGGAGUCAAGUACGGCAUAUCCGAGCCGAGGGAGAGGAGGAAGAUGAAGAUCUUAGCGGAAGGCGCGGGGCGCUUCUGUAGAUCUUUGUACGUUGGAAUGGUGAUCUCUGUAGAUUAUUGGUGGACCUCCAAUGUUGCUCUCAGGGGAAUGGAUGAGAGCAGCCAGGUGUAUAUGGAGGGCAUGUCGGCGUGCCAUCAGCGGGCGGCUGACAGCAUGGUGGAGGGGGCCGUGCAGAAUGGCGGCCUCUACAUCAAACUGGGCCAGGGCUUGUGCGCCUUCAACCACCUGCUGCCCCCCGAGUACAUCCGCACGCUGCGCAUCCUGGAGGACAAGGCCCUCAAUCGCAGGUACAAGGAGGUAGAUGCCCUUUUUCAGGAAGAUUUCAAUACAACUCCAAACAAGAUUUUCCGGAAGUUCGACUACGAUCCGGUAGCAGCUGCCAGUCUGGCCCAGGUGCACAAAGCAGAGCUGCAUGAUGGGACUCCAGUGGCUGUGAAGGUUCAGUACAUAGACCUGCGGGAUCGCUUUGAAGGUGACAUCCGGACGGUGGAGAUCCUUCUGGACAUUGUGAAGCUCAUGCACCCCAGCUUUGGCUUCCGCUGGGUCCUCAAGGACCUAAAGGGCACCCUGGCCCAGGAGCUGGACUUUGAGAAUGAAGGCAAGAACUCAGAGCGCUGUGCGGAGGAGCUGAAACAUUUUAAAUUCAUUGUGGUCCCAAAAGUCUUUUGGGAUUACACCAGCAAGAGGGUGCUGACUGCCGAGUUUUGUGAGGGCUGCAAAAUCAACAAUGUUGAAGAGAUCAGGAGGCAAGGGCUCAGCCUGAAAGAUACAGCAGAUAAGCUUAUUCGGACGUUUGCCGAGCAAAUCUUUUACACAGGAUUCAUUCAUGCCGAUCCGCACCCGGGCAAUGUGCUUGUACGGAGAGGACCAGAUAAGAAAGCGGAGUUGGUUCUCCUUGAUCAUGGCCUCUAUGAGUACCUCAGUAAAAGUGACAGAGUAGCCUUGUGUAAGCUGUGGCGCGCUAUCAUUCUGCGGGACAAGGCAGGCAUGAAGAGGUACUCCAAUGAUCUUGGGGUCAAAGACUACUUCCUGUUCUGUGAGAUGCUCCUGCAGCGGCCAAUCAACAUGCGGGAGCUUGGCCUGGGGAACAUCCUGAGCCGGGAGGAGACGGCGUACAUGCGCAACAUGGCCGCCAACCACUUCGACAACGUCAUGCAGGUGCUGAAGGCCCUGCCACGGCCCAUGCUGCUGGUGUUCCGUAACAUCAACACGGUGCGCAGCAUCAACAUUUCCCUCGGAGCGCCCAUCGACCGCUACUUCGUCAUGGCCAAGAGUGCUGUGCGAGGGUGGGGCAAGAUCCAGGCUGACGACACCAGGGUGCUGCCCAGCUUCGGACUCUUCUGCUGGCUCAGGACCACCUGGGAGAGCCUCAAGUUCGAGUGUGCUCUGAGGACAGAGAUGGCCAUGAUGAGCCUGACCCGAUCCCUGCUCCAAAUCCUCUCCUUCUUCGGUCUCAUCACGCUGGACCAGGACGUGUACCAGUACCUGAAGUGAGGUGGACACACCUGUCACCCAAACUUCCUACCUCAGCAGGGGACCCAUUCUGUGGAAACAUGCAUCUGGCACCGCCAGAAUAAUGCAAGAAAGAUCAAAUCAUGGAUUUUUCAUAUGAAAUCUCUUAGGCUUUUGUAAUCAAUGGAUGUUGAAGGGGUUUUAUUAUUUAUUUUUUAUCAUCAAACUAGUGCUGUUUUCUAUUGCUGACUCUCCAAGCCCAGGUUUUUUGAAUGUUCUUUCGCCCUUCUGUUGAGAACAUUUUCAUUUUGCAUUUCAAAGUUGAAGAAACCCAAUGAAGGAGGAGCAAUGACUAAAGAAGUGAAAUUGAAAAGGGUGUGAAGAAUAUUACUAACUUAACAAUAUUGUUGACAUGAAGCAAUACAAUCUCAUUUUACUUUUCACUUUCACACUGAAGUUGGCAAACUGAAGUUUAGCCUUAUGUGAAUUGUUUUAACCUUUUAUACGUGUUUUUUUUAAGUAAUUCCUAACAUAAUAUAAAUCUUAAAUACAUGCAUUAUUAAACAAAACAUUUUUUGUAUCUGUUAAUCAAUGCGAUUACUUCUACAAUAGCAUACUGAAAGUUUCUAUGUUGUACACGUAUGCCUUUGUGGCAGGUGUUCCCACGGAUUGGGGGUUGUACAGAUUUCACCAUGUUUUGUAAACCUGAACAUCCCUGAACAAGAGGAGGAAUAUCAGAUGAACACCAAAGCACACAACAUUUAACUGCUGCUGCUGUCAGGGUAACAUAUAUGUAUUAUCUGCUGGGAUAUUAUAUUUAUGCACAAUGUGCAGUUUCAUUUAGCACAAUAAAAAUAAAGCAA
Molecule: messenger RNA, 2653 nt
Organism: Alosa alosa (allis shad)
Lineage: Eukaryota; Metazoa; Chordata; Actinopteri; Clupeiformes; Clupeidae
Gene: adck5
Product: aarF domain containing kinase 5
Exons: 15
Coding region: 96-1832 (578 amino acids)
Source: RefSeq, a predicted model, not a curated record